AUUACUACAGAAUUCAGACGGAAACGUCCUCGGCAGGGUCGUCCGGUAGCAGAGAGUACUCAGAACUUGCAACGAUGAAAUUCUCGACGGCAGCGACACCGCUGGUGAUCCACCUGAUGUUGACCCUGAACACCAUUCGUCAGUCCAGUGCCGCCCCAGAAAAUGGCAAAUAUGACAAGAAGAAGUACGGAUACGGAAACCACGGAAAAUACACGCACACAACCUCAGGUGAUUAUGUAGAUGAUGUGGACCGCUACCGCUACGUCCACUACGACGAUGGCGAUCGCGGCCGGUACAUCCACGUGCACGUCCCGUACGACGGCGGAUUCGGCAAUUACGAGGGUGGCCACGAGCCGUUCCGUAAUCCCCCGUCCGACGCAUCUGGACUGUACGCGUACGUGCAAAGACCUCUGAACGAGUCUUGCUUGCGCUUGCUAGAACAGUAUUCCAAAACUUGCAGCGAUUCCACGGUGAGGGGCCCGUUCAAGACGACCGAGUUCGACAUCCGGAAGCCGUCGGUGUACACCGAGUACGGGACGCCCUACCCGGAGCUCAACUACGGAGCGUCGUCGCAGCAGAUCAAGAAAACCUCAUCCGCAACGGGGACGGAUCCUCGGGCUUCCAACUUCCCAGGACUAGGAUACCUGCCGGUGCCGAAGCCAUCCAAGGAAUACCUGCCGCCAGUCGCCGAACACCAACUCAGUGAAUCCUCCAAACAGAUCAAGGUGGUUCCCCUCGAAAGCAGAACGUUCUCCGUAACGACAGGAAGUGGCGAGCAAAUUGCAACAAAAAUUCCAGAAAAGCAAACCAGAAUCACGCUGGCUCAUCGACCAACCACGGAACCGUCGACCACACCCCGGUCAACGACGACGGCUUCGACGGCCAGAUCGACAAUCUCGUUAUCAACAACGAAAGCCGCAUCAAUCGAGCAGCAACUUCAUCAAUGUCAGCUGGAAGUGGAGUCGUUGAGGCAAAAGUUAAGCCAUUACGAAGCUGCCGAUCGUCAGUUGGCACUGGUGGGUUGUGCCUUGGCGCAGAACGAGAAGGUCAGGUUCAACGACGGCAAGUACUACCCGGAGUACUUUGGUAACGCUGGCCGUUACAACCCUGCCAACGACGGCAAGUACCGACCGGACAACAGCGGAGCCUACCGACCGGAUGACUCUGGCAAAUACAGCGGAAAAUAUGUGCCCUAUGUUUGUUUUUCUACUAGUGAUGGCAAAUACGGAGUUGGUGGACAGGGUGGAGCCGGAGGUGCUGGAUCUGGAUUUGGCGGCCAGGGCGGACAAGGAGGACAAGGAGGUGCCGGCAAGGGUUCCGGAGUAGGAAACCGUUUCGGAGGUGCUGGAGCUGGAGCUGGAGCUGGAGCUGGAGCCGGUUCCGGCGCUGGCCAGAAGGUCGUUGCCACCGUUAUCACCCCACCCAAGAAGUCCCCCAAGAUCCAAUCGUCGUCCUCGUCCGGCGCCGGCAGCGGCUUCGAUCGCAUCAAGGAACAGGUCAAGCAGUACAACGAUGAUGGCUACUACUACCGUUACCUGACCGAGCAGGACGCCCAGGUCGCAGAAACUGGACGCAUCGAGGACCGCAACACCGACAGCGAAACGCUCCGUGCCAAGGGCUUCUACGAGUACGUUGGUGAUGAUGGCGUCCGGUACCGUGUGGACUACAACGCUGACGAGAACGGAUUCGUGCCCCGUGGUGCCCAUCUGCCGACCCCACCCCCGAUCCCGGAGGCUAUCCUGCGAGCUCUCGAGUACGUGCGAAACCUGCAGCAGUAAGAAUGCCCUGGUGUAAAUCAGAGCUUGAAACACACUUAGCCAUACAAAUCUCCCCCAGUCAGACUCAAUCGAGAUCCUAUUUUUACCUGUGUUCUUAUGAAGUAAUUUAAAAUCGUUCCGAUACAUUAAAAAAGUGUAAAAAAA
This is a messenger RNA of Culex quinquefasciatus (southern house mosquito), 1922 nucleotides long. RefSeq lists its product as uncharacterized. Lineage: Eukaryota; Metazoa; Arthropoda; Insecta; Diptera; Culicidae. Gene Ontology annotation, molecular function: structural constituent of chitin-based larval cuticle. The transcript has 6 exons. The record is from RefSeq and is a predicted model, not a curated record. Bases 75 to 1778 code for a protein of 567 amino acids. Gene Ontology annotation, cellular component: chitin-based extracellular matrix.